CUCGGCGUCGACGAUGGGCAAACGGAAGAAGUCCUCUCGCAAGCCAACUGGCCCAAAGAAGAAGACCCCGCUUGACACCACCUUCACCUGUCUCUUCUGCCACCAUGACAACUCUGUAACAGUCAAACUAGACAGAAAAGAGGGUAUUGCGCAGCUCGUGUGCCGCGUGUGCGACCAGAGGUACCAAAGUAAAGUCAAUCACCUCACGGAACCGAUAGACAUCUACUCCGAAUGGAUAGAUGCUGCAGACGCAGCGGAUAAAGAGCAGACUACUCCUCGCCGUCCCGUAGCAUCCUCCAGUAGACCAAGACCUGCACCUCCGUCGAUAGGCAGCGAUGAUGAUUGAUUGGUACCUUGGACCACCAUUCUCCAGUUUUCGUUGUUUUUACCUUUAUCAAAUUUCAUUUCCAUCGUCUCACAUCGCAUUGCAUGUAUUUCCUACGUAUGAUCAGC
Molecule: messenger RNA, 453 nt
Organism: Stereum hirsutum FP-91666 SS1
Lineage: Eukaryota; Fungi; Basidiomycota; Agaricomycetes; Russulales; Stereaceae
Product: Elf1-domain-containing protein
Exons: 3
Coding region: 14-346 (110 amino acids)
Biological process (GO): transcription elongation by RNA polymerase II
Cellular component (GO): transcription elongation factor complex
Molecular function (GO): RNA polymerase II complex binding
Source: RefSeq, a predicted model, not a curated record